Molecule: messenger RNA, 2301 nt
Organism: Ogataea parapolymorpha DL-1
Lineage: Eukaryota; Fungi; Ascomycota; Pichiomycetes; Pichiales; Pichiaceae
Product: putative transcription factor containing a zinc finger
Exons: 1
Coding region: 1-2301 (766 amino acids)
Biological process (GO): DNA-templated transcription
Molecular function (GO): zinc ion binding; DNA binding
Source: RefSeq, a predicted model, not a curated record
AUGUACGUUGCCAAAAAGCGGUCGUCCAGAAGAAGGAAGAGCGCCAAUGUGAGCGACAUUUCAGAGAGCGAGAGCGCAGUUCCGGAAAAUAAUAAAAUAAGGCCUCGUAAUGGCGCCCCCAAGGAUCUGGAAGGAAGGCUGAAUAAACUUGAAUCCAUGGUGCAUGCAUUGUUGAAUAAACUGGAUCCCGAGACAGAGAAUAGCAAGGAGAGCUUUGUUCGAGACAGCAACUCUCCCGAGAAUUGCAAGCCAGAUAUUGAGCCUGCUGCAGACUCGAAUGCAAACCAGGCAGACCUUGAAGACAUGUACUUUGGCCCUCUGACCACCUUUUCAUUGUUUUCUGCCAAAGGCCUCAAAUGGCUUGAUAGCCUCCUCCCAGAUAAAACACCAACCAAGGUUUUGCGUCGUCAUAUCCUUACACUAAUGAAAGCAGAACAUCAAGGGAAACCAACUCAAAAUUAUACAAUGGCCAGCACAGCAUGGGAUAUCUUCCCGUCUUCAGAAAUAAUUGAGUAUCUUCUGAAAACCAUCGAGCCUUUCUUUCAAGACUUUUAUCCCAUGAAGAUCGCUGAAGUGCACCGGCUUUUCGACAAAUAUCUGAAGUAUAAAAGUGGCCUCCGACCUGUGAACUCAUUGCACCCAUCCGAAAUUUUACUCAUGAGCAGCAUUAUGCUCCAUUCAUGCUGUAUAGCUAGUGAGCUGGUAAGAACCAUGAAUUUCCCGUGUCCAAUGCCGUUGAUUCAUCUGCAGGAACUCGAAAGAAAACUUUCUGAGAGCUGUCUGAAACUACUUCUCAAUCACAUGGUGUCGCAUUCUAACCUUUUGAAACUACAAGCUCUUUAUUUGCUUGUGCCGAUUGCUGAUAUUUGUAUGGAUCACCAUGCAUGUACACUGUCAAAUACAUUGUUUGCCAGAUCCGCACUCGAAUUGGGUCUGCACAGAGAAGAGAGCUAUCUUGGAGGAAAUCAAGACAGGAGGGAUCAGAAGAUUUACUUAUGGUGGAGGGCUUACGUUUUAGACAAGGAAGUUUGUCUGAAAAGUGGCUUGCCUCCUAUUUUAAAUGACACAGAUAUCACGACGCCUCCAUUACCAGGAUUUGAAGAAUUUUGGGCGAUGCCAUACGAACGUCUGCCAGACGGAAGACACAAAAGAGAAAUCAUGAGAGAAAAAAUUGUCGCCAAGCUGACAUCGUUGUUGGAUAGUACUAAACAAGAUCUCUCUUUUGAGCUCUAUCUCACAUACGAUCUUGCAGUCAUCUCGUCGAGAACAUACCAGGAACUGUUUUCGGCUACGUCUCUCGUCAGAAAAACAAGGUCGCAGAUUACAAGUACGAUCGAGUCAUUACUUCAUGAUCUGGAAUGUUGGAGAAUGUGCUUCCCCAAGAGAAUUAGACCGGGUGAGACGUUUCUCUAUUUGGGUGCUCUGACAAAGGCGACGAAUGUUACGGAUGGCAUCUUUCUUCCGUUUUUGGUCCUCAACUACAAUCUCAAGUAUUACUUGCUCCAGAUCAUUAUAUCGAAGACCAUGCUGCGUCUUAAUUGGUACUCAGACCAUAAACAUUCUCAUUUGUCUUCAAACAGGAAUAACCAACACGCCAGGUUUGAGAGCAUUGGGUUGAACGCUAUAAGACAGAUAUUGCAAAUCGCGUACAAGAUUGACAAGAACAACCAGGCCUACGUUUAUUUUGCAACCUACUAUUUCAUGUGCGCCUAUGUUGCGCUGAUCGCGGAGGUUUUGCAAAACCUGAAUUCACCGGAAGUGGUUGAAGACGUCCAACUCCUGUAUUGGGUGAGCAAAAACUACUUUGCAGUUGGUGCUAUUAAGUCUCUCCCCAACCACCACAAGUGGCAGACGAUGGACAAAAUUAGCAGAUGUCUCUUCUACACGGUCUGGUGUUCUGUUCCUAACAUUCAGGAACGUAGCAAGCUCGACGUGGGAGACUUCCUUGAUGAAUUUUUCCAAAUGGCUGAUGAAAUCAAUUCGAAGGCCAAAAAAGACGGGUCCACAUCUACGAAAAUGCCAAAUUUCCAAUCUCUUUCAUCGUACACUCGCGUUUCAAUGGAAAGACCCACGAUCGACAAAACAACUGCGGACCAGCCGCAAAGAGAGUUUCUGGAUCAGAUCUGGGGUUCUUCUUCGACGUCUGGAAAACAGACCCCCAAUAAUAGCGAAGAUUCGUUGCUUGACGGACUUUACUACGAUGAGGACUCUUUGAUUCCAAACAUGUUCAGUCUGCCAAAUUAUCUUUUUGAUGUCAAUCAAAAUCCGCUUGACGCUUCUAUGAAUACAUUAGGAUUAUAG